Molecule: messenger RNA, 3039 nt
Organism: Erigeron canadensis
Lineage: Eukaryota; Viridiplantae; Streptophyta; Magnoliopsida; Asterales; Asteraceae
Product: probable acyl-CoA dehydrogenase IBR3
Exons: 19
Coding region: 149-2758 (869 amino acids)
Molecular function (GO): flavin adenine dinucleotide binding; oxidoreductase activity, acting on the CH-CH group of donors
Source: RefSeq, a predicted model, not a curated record
AUAAUAAUAAUAAUAACCCUCUAAUCAAACCCCAUCCAUUUGGUUCGGUUUGGUCUCAUCUCUGCAAAUACUCAAAUUUAUAUAUAUGUUUCGAUGACGGAAUUAGGCUCUAAUACUCACCGGAGAGCGCCUGAAAUCCCUUCACUUCAUGGGCACUUGCGCUCAAGGAAGAAGCAAUUACAUACUUCUCCGCUGGACACAAUUGGUUUAUCAUCUUAAGUUUGACCUGUAUUCCGAUAAUCUGAAAAUGGGAUCAGUUGGUGGAGCGAGGAGGACGGAUGAACUAAUAGUAAAUCGUGGAGGAGCUGCACAUGAUGAAAUUGAUAAACAGGCUUUGUUUCGUUAUUGUUCUCUUUAUGUUCAAGGCUUCCCUGUUUCUUCUUCUCUUUUUUCUGUUUCUCAGUUUGGGCAUGGCCAGUCCAACCCGACGUAUCUAAUCGAGAUGCAGUCAGGUCCUUUAGUGAAGAGGUAUGUUUUGAGAAAAAAGCCUCCUGGGAAACUUCUCCAGUCUGCUCAUGCUAUCGAAAGAGAGUAUCAGGUGCUUCAUGCAUUAAGUACACAUACGCAAGUUCCUGUACCCAAAGUGUUUUGUUUAUGUACAGAUUCAAGUGUAAUUGGAACUCCAUUCUACAUCAUGGAGUUUUUGGAGGGACGCAUCUUCUUAGACCCUAUGCUACCUGGUGUAGCACCUAAUAGGAGGGCGGCUUUGUACCAUGCAACUGCUAAAGCUUUGGCUUCUAUUCAUGCUGCAAAUGUUGAUGCAAUCGGUCUGGGAAACUAUGGCAGACGAAAAAAUUACUGUAAACGGCAGGUGGAAAGGUGGGCAAAUCAAUACAUUGCUUCUACUGGUGAAGGAAAAUCUGAAAGAAACCCAAAGAUGUUGACAUUGAUUGAUUGGUUGCGACAAAAUAUCCCUUCAGAAGAUUCAUCUGGAAGCACAGCAGGUCUAGUCCAUGGUGAUUUUCGGAUUGAUAAUCUAGUUUUCCAUCCUAUUGAGGAUAGAGUGAUUGGCGUUCUUGAUUGGGAGUUGUCGACUCUUGGAAAUCAGAUGUGUGAUAUUGCAUACAACUGUCUGAUGUAUGUCGGCGAUAUGUCACGGGAUAAAGUGAAACACAAUAGCGGUUUUGAAAUUACUGACGCUCCUGAAGGAAUUCCUUCUUUGGAAGAACACCUAACUGAUUACUGCUCUGCUGCAGGAAAACCAUGGCCUGUUGCUGGAUGGAAGUUUUAUCUUGCGUUUUCACUUUUCCGUGGUGCGUCAAUCUUAGCUGGUGUCCACAGUAGAUAUAUUAUGGGUAACGCAUCCGGUGGAAAGCGUGCCGAAGAUGCAGGGGAAAAAGCCAAUGAUCUUAUACAAAUUGCUUGGUCUUAUAUAGAGAGGGAAACUGUUCUGUCACAAACCCCUCCAUCAAUCACAAGAGGGAAGGAUUACGUUCAUGGUAUUGCCAACGACAAGAAAGAUCGAGGGUUGGAAGACGGGGGGAGAUUUGUUCCUAACAAAAAAGUUCAGGAGUUAAGAGAAAAAUUAAUUAAGUUCAUGGAAGAUCACAUAUACCCGAUGGAGCACGAGUUCAGUAAGCUUGCUCAGUCUUCCAUGCGCUGGACGAUUCACCCACAAGAGGAAAAGUUGAAGGAAAUUGCAAAGCAAGAAGGCUUAUGGAAUCUUUUUAUACCUCUGGAUAGUGCUGCAAGGGCAAGAAAAGUUCUUUUUGAAGGCAAAGAUGAUGAGGUCAUUGGAAUGGGAUUUCCUAACCAAUUGGGUGCUGGGCUCUCGAAUCUUGAAUAUGGAUACCUUUGUGAGAUCAUGGGUCGCUCAGUAUGGGCUCCACAAGUGUUCAACUGUGGGGCACCUGAUACCGGAAACAUGGAGGUAUUAUUGCGGUAUGGCAGCAAAGAACAGCUUCAAGAAUGGCUUAUUCCAUUGCUGAAUGGGACAAUCCGGUCUGGAUUUGCAAUGACAGAGCCUCAAGUUGCAUCUUCUGAUGCAACUAAUAUAGAGUGUUCUAUAAGAAGAGAAGGCGAUAGUUAUGUCAUAAAUGGAAAGAAGUGGUGGACAAGUGGAGCCAUGGAUCCUAGAUGCAAGCUCCUUGUACUUAUGGGGAAAACUGACUUUAAUGCGCCAACUCAUAAGCAGCAAUCCAUGAUUUUGGUAGAUAUUAAUACUCCUGGUGUGACGGUAAUAAGACCACUCACGGUGUUCGGCUAUGAGGAUGCACCACAUGGGCAUGCAGAGAUUUCAUUUGAGAAUGUUCGUGUUCCAGCUAAGAAUAUCCUUUUAGGAGAGGGCCGUGGCUUUGAGAUUGCACAGGGUAGGUUGGGUCCAGGGAGGUUGCAUCACUGCAUGCGAACAAUAGGUGCAGCAGAACGAGGGAUGCAGUUGAUGGUUCAGAGGGCUCUUCAAAGAAGAACGUUCGGAAAAUUUAUAGCUGAACAUGGCUCUUUUCUCUCUGAAUUGGCCAUGUGUCGAAUAGAACUAGAGAGAACCAGGCUAUUAGUUCUUGAAGCUGCAGACCAACUUGAUCGGCAUGGAAAUAAGAAAGCUCAAGGGGCCCUUGCAAUGGCCAAGGUAGCAACUCCAAAUAUGGCUCUGAAGGUGCUCGACAUGGCAAUUCAAGUGCAUGGGGCAGCAGGCGUAUCAGGAGACACUGUUUUGGCCCAUCUUUAUGCUGCAGUUAGAACUCUGAGAAUCGCCGAUGGUCCAGACGAAGUUCAUUUGGGGACAAUUGCCAAAUUAGAAAUAAGAAAAGCCAAGCUUUGAAGAUUUCAUAAGUGUCAUAUUUAUGCAGCUUUAAAGUGAUGAAGUAAAACGUACAAAAAAUAAAUCAGAGAACCAAAAUGUCGAAACAAACUAUUAAUCCAAUGUUUCUUAGUUAUGGUUAAUGAGGCAUCUAGCUUCUGUGUUUGAAAGAUGUAAACCCAUAAAUGAUUUUGUAAAAUAUAAGCCCUUGUUACAAUAAAUGAUUGAGAUUGUAAAAUAUAAGCUGCUCUUGUUAAUUGUACCCAGAAAUUGUUACAGUAAAUAAAGUGCUGUUUUAUGAA